AUGGUGGACUUUGCAGGCUACGCUAUGCCAGUGCAGUACGAAGCGAAAGGAAGCAAGCACGCACUCAGCAUCAUCGAUUCGACGAAAUGGACUCGAGAGAGCGCUUCUCUCUUUGACGUGAGCCACAUGUGCAGUAUCAGGUGGACUGGAAAGGACGCCUUCGACUUUGUGGAGAGGGUGACUACUGCAGAUGUCUACGGACUCCCACCGAUGACCGGGUCGCUCAGCGUCAUCACCAACGAGCGCGGCGGUGUCAUUGAUGAUACCUUGGUCACAAAGUGCAACUCCAAGGAGCAUGGGGAACACGUGUACCAGGUGGUGAACGCGGGCUGCGCGCCUAAAGACCUGAAGCACUUUGAGGAGGAGCUGGGCAAGUUUGGUGGCGAUGUGAAAAUGGAGGUGAUGUGGGACAACCGUGGCCUUUUUGCCCUGCAAGGGCCAAAAGCAAUGGAGGUGUUGGAGCGCAUCAGCUCCACCAACUUGAAGUCGGUGCCCUUCGGUCAGUGCCUCUGGAUGACGCUGGAAGGUGCGGAGUGCCUGGUCGCCCGAUGUGGCUACACCGGCGAGGAUGGCUUUGAGGUCUUCGUGCCCGGCGACGCGGCGGUUCCGGUGUGGAGGCUCUUCACGGCGCAGCCAGAAGUGCGCCUGGCCGGACUCGGAGCACGUGAUUCCUUGCGGCUGGAAGCAGGCCUUUGCCUCUACGGCCAUGAGCUGGAUGAGGACACCAGCCCAUGCGAGGCUGGCCUUAGCUGGGUUGUGCCGAAGGCACGGCGUGAGGGCGCCAAAAACAAGUUCAUCGGAAGUGAUGAAAUUUUGGCCCAGCUGGCGGACAAAUCGCGAUACAAGAGGCUUCGCGCUGGUCUGAUGCCAGCCUCCGGCCCUCCGGCACGAGAAGGAGCUGACAUCGAGACCAUGGAUGGCCAGCCAGUGGGCAAGGUUACCAGCGGAAGCAUGUCUCCUUGCUUGAAGAAGAACAUCUCCAUUGGUUACAUCAACAAGCCCCACAACAAGCAGGGCACGGACCUGCAGGUGGUUGUCCGUGGCAAGCGCUAUCCGGCCAAAGUAGUCAAGAUGCCCUUUGUCCCCACAAAGUACUACAAACCUUGUUUUAGGGCCUGUGCCAGUUUGCACAAGGCCAACAUGUGCCGGCACAAGCUGAUGGCAUCACCAAGUUCUCCCGCGUUUCGCCUGAACGCCGGGGACUCGACGAAGAAGAUCCAAUGCGAGGAGAUGCCAUGCAAGCGCCUGGACGCAGCCAGAGCUCUCAACGCCCAGCUCAGUUCAUCCCCAGAUGGGGAACUGCUCCUCGCAGACUUUUUGCGUCGAGACGAUGACUGGCAAGUGAGAGUGACAGCCGCCAAGGCCCUUGGCGCGCUUAGCAGCUCUGCUCAUGCCGAGCGGCUCCUUGCGGCGUUGGUGGCUGCGCUGGGUGAUGUCAACUCCUUCGUGAGGGAAGCUGCAGCUGAAGCCUUGGGCCACUUUGCUGACAGCGCUCGGCCGGAGCACUCCGCAGCUCUGGAGGCCAUCCUGCGCUAUGACCGCGCCUCCGGUGCGCGCAGCGCAGCCGCCCGCGCCAUCGGGAAGCUGGCUGCUUGUGGCAGAGACUACAGGAGCAGCGCCAGCCUUGCUGCAGCCCUGGAAGAUGAGGCUUGGCAGGUUCGAUGGUCCGCCGCAGCAGCAUUGGCAGCCUUGGGCCAUUGCGCUGAGCCGCAGGUACCAGCUCUCGCGUCAGUGCUUGGCAAAGAUCCAGCCUGGUUAGUGAGGCAUGCAGCAGCUGCUGCGCUGGGUCGCUUGGGCGGCAGAGCAGCUCUAGAGGAAGCCCUGAGGUCGGAUCCCGACCCGAGGGUCCGCGAGGAGUCAGCGCGGAGCUUGGCGAGACUUGGUCAGUCGGAGGGAGCUGAAAGCUGCGCCUAUGCCCUGGCAGCCGCCUUGAAGGACGCAGAUGCGAAGGUCCGCGCCGCGGCCAUCGCGGGCUUGGGAUCUCAGGCCUCGGCGCGAGAGCACGCUGGGGACUUGGUGGAGCAGCUUCUGACCGGAGACGAUGACAUCAGCGGGGCCGUGGGCCGCUUCUUCCAAGACGCCACCAGCGGUGCCGCCACUGCCCUGGUCGCUGCUGCCUUUGGGCCGGCUCAGGAGGCGGUGCGGGAGCUUCAUGAGAUCUCUGAGUGGGCGGCCGCCAUCGCCCAGAAGGUCUGGCGUUUGGCGGCGGACCUCAAAAGCCCCCAGGCGAGUGUGUCGGCCGAGCGCUAUCUCACCCUGCUGGGCCCAGCUGCCGGCAUUUGCUUGGCCAGCGAGGUCAUCAAAGCCAAAGCAGUGGACUUCGCCCCUCGCAUGGCAACCAUCCGAGGGCUCAUCUCCUGCUUCACCCGGCCCCUGGACAAAGCCCAGCUACCAGACCUGGCAUGUGCUGCGCUCUCAGAAUGGAUCUACGAGCCGUCUGUGGAGACCCUUCCGGUUCCAGGCCUGGAGCUGGUGAAGCUGCAGCGGCCCGAGGAGCACCACGGCAUCAACCUCCAGUGGGCGCUUCUGCGGGACCAGUGGGGCAGCUGCUUCCUGGUCUUCCGGGGCUCCGAGACGGUGCUGGAUUGGACGGAGAACAGCUACAUGUCGUUGCGGCGGGUGAACGUGCCGAGCUGGCAAGGAGUGCUGCUGCUUCAUAGCGGCUUCUGGAGUACAGCAGAGGCGGAGUCCGAGUGCCUGCGCCAAGCCAUAGUGGAAGCUGCCGCCGGCGUGCCUUUUGAGGAGCUGAUCUUGUGUGGCGGCUCCAAGGGAGGCGCAAAUGCGCUGGCUGCAGCCAUACAAUGGUCGCUGCCACUCACUGGCCGAGCCUGGCUCGAUGACUUGCCGUGCCGCGAGUUGGUGGUGGUGACCUUCGGAGCGCCGAACAUCGCGGGCAGAGGCAGCGGCCAGCCGGAGACCACCCGCGCGCUGGAGGAGCUGCAGGCGGCUUUGCACAAGAGAGCGCCUCGCUCCAGAGCCUGGCGGUUUAUUGAGGAUCCGGUGCCAGCCUUGAUGAGCGCCCGAAGUCAGCAGGUCCUUGGGCAGUACUACAAAGGCGCGAGUGGCCUGGCCUUGGGUGCAAUGCGGCGCUUCAUGCCAAAUGCCUACAAGAAGGGCCACAAAUACCUGCAGGAGGCCAUGCGUGUCACUGCGACCUUCCAGGCAGUCCUUCCAGAGGCACUGCUGGAUCCUCCUCCAGAUGUGAGCCGCGGGGAAUUUGAUGCCUCAGUUCAUCCGCAGCGGAACUACACUGAGGCACGGCAAGCGCAGCGCGCAGUUCACACUCGCAUGCUGGCCUUCGCCGGAGCCUCCUGGGGAAGCCGGGCCCAAGGUGCUGGACUCGCCUCUCCUGCCGGGAUCUUGGAGCCGAGUGAGGCGAGCGCGCCGCGGAGGAGCCCGAGCUCCGCUUCGCAAGGAAGAUCAGCUGCAGCUCUCUUUGCGGCCUUGGUGGCCGCAGACAGAAGGUUAAGACCUCGCCCGCGGGUUCAGCUGCGGCCCUUCCGGCGCGACUUGAGCCUGGAGGGCUAUCCGAUCCACUGUAACGGCUACUACUGGACGCUGUCAAAGUGCACUGAGGCAGUGCUCAUUUACAUUCCCAUCGCCGACGAUGUAAAGAAGGAGGAUGUGGUCUUUGACUGCCGGAACGGAGUACUUCAGGCCGGACUUGUCCCGGAGAAGGGCGGCCUGGUCAUCAACGACAAGGUCUUGUACGAGGUUGAUGUCAUCGACUCGUACUUUACCCUCGAUGACGGCGAGUAUGGCGAGCGCUGCCUUUCCAUUUGGCUGGAAAAACGGACCAAGGAGCAGCUUUGGUAUGCCUACGAUAGAUUCGAGCCCGUCAGCGAGCGCUUCUUGCUCCAGGGCGAGAAGAAAAAGGCAGAACUGAAGUUUCAGAUCACGAAGAAAUGCUUCCUCGAUAUUGAGAUCGAUGAGAAACCCAUGGGCCGCAUUGUGUUGGGCCUUUAUGGCGACACCAUGCCGCGGACAGUCGAGAACUUCAAGUGCUUGUGCACAGGGGAGAAG
Molecule: messenger RNA, 4023 nt
Organism: Effrenium voratum
Lineage: Eukaryota; Dinophyceae; Suessiales; Symbiodiniaceae
Source: the annotation of a GenBank genome assembly